This is a messenger RNA of Leishmania major strain Friedlin, 7515 nucleotides long. RefSeq lists its product as hypothetical. The record is from RefSeq and is a predicted model, not a curated record. The transcript has a single exon. Gene Ontology annotation, molecular function: ubiquitin protein ligase activity. The coding region runs from base 1 to 7515 and encodes 2504 amino acids. NCBI's taxonomy places the organism in Eukaryota, Euglenozoa, Kinetoplastea, Trypanosomatida, Trypanosomatidae. Gene Ontology annotation, biological process: protein polyubiquitination; proteasome-mediated ubiquitin-dependent protein catabolic process.
AUGCACGUGUCAUCACCGCAGAGGGCAAAGUCUGAGGCCUCGCAGCCGCCCAACGGCAGCCCACCCCUCUCCUCCUCCGAGCCAGCGGCCGUACACCUGUACGACCUCGAUACCGUCUUUCUCUCCAAGACCGUCAUCUCUUUGACCGACGUCUUCACGAACUCCACAGAUGGCCCCUUCGACCUGUCGCCUCUGUGCGCCCCGCAGCAGCAAGGCGUGGAGGAGCAGCAGCGGCUUCAACAGGCAGCUGCCACAACAGCCUCGUCCCCCUCCACAGGUGAUGCGCACUGCUCGCCUUCAAGCGGUGCAACACAUGCGCACAUGUGCUCAACAAGUCUGCCAUUCUCUGGCGGAUCGACGCUGCGACCGAAGGCCGUGGCACGCGGCGCGGACGGACAGUGGCGCACCGUCUCUACUGACCGCGGUGCGCCUGCGAGCUCCGCCUUCACAACUGCCUGCAACAAGCCGCCGUCGCAGGAGGCUCACGCACGAAUGCUGCUCGUCCCGCUCGACUCCUACCACUUCCUCCUCACCUACCACGACGUCGAUGUGGCCGGGCAGUUGCGCGGCCGCUGCGACAAGCAGACCGCGAUGGCGACCAUGGAGCGCCUCUCCGCCGCCUCGCCUGGAUGCCGCCCCCCGCGCAGCGGCAUCUGUGUGGUGCGACGCUUAGAGGGGGAGCAGCGGGGCGCCACCAAGGCAUCUUCAGCCGCCACGGCAGUGCUAGCAGGCGCCGCAUCCGCAACGCGUCCCACCCUCUCCCGCAUCGCGCACGGCCUGCCGCUGGACGCCUUCGAUGGUUGGGUACGCGACUACACCGUCUACGGACUGUCGUGCAACGAGGCGGUUCUGCGUGCGGCGUGGGAAGACAAGGCGCGCGAGCGCGCCGAGGGCACUUUGGCAAUGCCGGCUGGGGCCGUGGUGGAGGUUGGAGAGUCGGCGGCACCUGGACACGAAUCGGCAGGUGGAGGCGGAAGCGGCGAAGAGCGCCGUGUUACGGGCGGCGGCAACAGUCGUGGCGACAAUGUCGGUGGCGUCCACAUCAGUGUCCCGCCUGCAAGCGGUAGUAGCGCAGAGGCGACGGUCGAAGGAGCGGCAGCACUGGCGCCGCAGCUGUCUGAUGCGCCAUCGGUGUUGGUGCCCACCGAUGGGGCCGCGGUGGGGGAGGGCAAGGACGCGGCCACAUUCGCAUCUCCUGAUGCAGCUAGAGCGGCGAUGCUCUCCCCUUCGUUGGAUCGACUACACUGCAGCAGCACCACAAGCUCCUCAUCAACCGCCACGCCAACCCCAUCGCCGCCCACCGAAAGGAGCGAGGAGGGUGGCAAAGUCGGUGGCACCGUGUCAACCACGAUGUCAGCUUCACCGGCGUCCACCGCUGCACAGCAGCAGCAGCAGCAGAACGAUGUGCUGUGGGAAGAAGAGCGACAGCGCACGCAGCGGGCGGCAGCGCAACUACGGCACCGCUUCCUCGUCUCUGACAGUGCGCAGCACGCCCUCUGGGCUCUGGAAGUGCAUCUCCCUGCCAUGAAGGUGCGCGCGGUUUCACCUGCGGAGUUCUACGCGCUGGAGGUGGAAGAGAGCGACGAGGAGGAGGUGCCAGCAGCUGCCAGGCACAGCGAGGAUGAUGGCAACGAUGGUGACCAUGAAGCAUCGGCGACACGCUGCGCUGCAGAAACACGAGAGGAUCCUGCUGAUGCACCUCCACCGGGACUGGCGCUUCCUCGCAGGAAGACAACGUCUGCAAUCACGCGCGGCCGCGCGGCCGUCUCAGGUCACCGCGACUCUGUCAAGGGCACGCCCGGCACCGACGCAUCGCGGCCGCGCUCGCCAUCGCCGGCAGAUCCGUUAGCGACCGCCGACACCGACGAAGCAGACCACCGUGGUGACUCCAGACCCGACGGCAGUGACGCGCGUCGCUCCUCCACGUCGGUGGCGACGCACCACGCUGGUGCGAGCUGUAGCACACGGCGCUGCGGCCGGUCCGCCUCCUCGGCAAGUCCAUCGCUUGCCAUGGUGAAGGCGAUGCCCACGCCACUGAUAGGCGGCGCGCGCGGCUUCGUCGAUGGACACUUCAGCGUUGCUCGCUUUAAUUCGCCGGGGUCGCUGUGCUGGCGCAUCGACGAAGACGAUGAGGACGACAGCGAGAAGGACGUCGCUGGUGGUGGAAGCGAAAGCGGAGAUGCCAUCGACCAUGCCGUGGCAGCAGCGUCGGAGGCGAAUCAUGAGCUGGGAGGCCGGGCGCGCACCAGGCACGGCCGCGUCGACCCUGUUUCGUACCUUCGCCGUCGCCGCCGCUGCACUGUUCUCUUCAUCAGCGACAUGGGCAACUGCGCGAUUCGGUACGCCAACUUCCACAACCGCCUCGUGCGCACCAUCACGGGCGUGGACGGCGUCCCUGGCUACCGAGAUGGCAGUUGCGUGUCGUCGCUCUUGCGUGGAGCGACAGCACUGGCCUGGUGCUCCGCUGGCCUGCUCUUCACAGACGGGGCGAACAACGUCGUACGGCUUGUCACGAACAUCCGCAAGCGUGGCAGCGGUGAGAGCACAACAGAAGAAAGUGCCGGCAUCCCGCUAGCACGCAGCGCCACACGCGCGACUAAGUCAGAGGUGCAAAGGCCGGGCGAGCUUGAGGUGCACCACGAGACCUCGGCAGCAACAGAACAGCCGCGCUGUGUCGGGGACAAGCCGGCUGGCGACUCGCUCGACACCUGCCUUGCCACAGCAACGGAGUCCCAGGACGGAGCGGUGCGAGAACUGCCGCCCACACCGCCGUCAUCGGGCUCUCGAACACCUACGCGUGAAGGGGCGCUGCCGUCAUCGACAUGGAAGCGCGACGGCCCGGCGGCCGCGAUGCCGCGUGUUUGGACGCUGGCAGGUUGCACAAGGACCACCGAUGCUGAUCAGCACGCACACGCGGAUGCAAGUCUGGCAUCCUACGUCGACUGCGCCGUCCCGUCGCGAGCACGUUUCGGCUACAUCAGCGACAUGGCCUUGUGGACCGACGAGACUGGCGACACGCAAGUGCUGCUAGUUGACCAGACCCACCACGCCCUCCGCAUCCUGGACGUACACGGCGGUGUCUCCACCUACGUCGGGCCCUUGGACUACGAGGUGACGAGCAUGGCUUCGCCGUCAACGACGAGCACCCCAGCGGCCGAUUCCCUGCCACUAGGACUUGUGUUUCCGUGCUGCUUAACUGUUAGCGCGCUCAUCAAAGAGCGAUCCCCGGCGCUGCUGAGCGCCGCCGCUACCACCGCCGCUGCCACCAUGAUCACCCCUCAGCCCUACCUCUGCUCGUCCAGCCCGCUGCUCUUCACGGCAAGCGCCAUAACAGGCGCCGUGUCGGUGCUGCUGCCCAUCUCGCAGCGCAGUGCUCAGACACCUUGGAACGUGCACGAGAACCAGCACCGACUCAAAGCCGCGGAGACUAGAGAAGGAGACGGCACGUGCAACGGCGGCCAUGACGAUGCCUCGAUGUUCGCCACCAUCCGUGGUGCGCUUGAGCUGGGCGUGGCCACCGAAGGUCGCCGCAUCAUCGGCGAAGCCGCCGCGCCCUCUCUCAAGCACGUGGUGGUAGGGUGGGCCGCGGACGAGGCUGACGGCGACGGGGUGGAGAGCGCACGCGCAGCGCGUCGGCUGUUGCGGGUGGCGAGUGCGCAGCAAGCCUCGCAGUAUCUUCGGCUGCGCUUCCCGUGGCUACUGCCGCCGUCCGUGCAGCAGCUGAGUACGCGCCUCGUUGCUGGCUGCACCUGUCAUGUAUCCGGCAAGCGUCGCGGCGCCGCAGCCGCCGCCCCGGCAGCUGCACGCAACGCGGUAGGUCUUCCUUGCAACACCGGCAGCGACCGCCAAGGCGUUGGUGCGUCCUCGGGUGUACCGCCGAACUGCACCAAGCGGGAAAGGGGAGGCGUGGCCACGGCAACUUCGACCUCGCAGCAGCGGCGACGAGUGCUCUUUCAAAGUCCCCCGCGCCAUCCUCCGAUCAUGACGCCCCGGUGCCCACCAGCCCAAACAGACGCAGCCGUGGCCGCAGCGGCGAAGGAGUUGGGGGCGCUGUUGCUCGAGCCGGCCCUGCUUUCCGCUACACCACCGCGCAUGGUGGAGGUCCUCGACACGCACCUCGGUGUCGGUGGUGAUGGUGUUGCGGCAGGCGAUCCAGAGGCGCUUUAUGCGAGUCGCAGCAGCCCACCCCGUGCCGUGUCGCCGCGGAGCUCCGACAUCGACCCCAACAUCGAGGAGGGCGAAGGCGGCUCGCGACGAAGCAGCACCAGCAGCAACCCUCUGCAGCCGGAGGGUAACGAAGAGGAGGAGCAGAAGGCUGUCGGUGGUGAUGUGGGCGGUGGCCGCGCGGCGGCGAAGUGGCUGGCACCACCGCUGAAGAGCGUCUCUCGCUCCCCGAGCGGCAGCAGAAGCGGGGGACAGCAGCAGCCUAUCGACCCUGCCACGUCUCCCUUAGCGCCGCCUUCGCUCACCUACGCCGGGCGAUUCCAAGAGUGGACGCCAGAGCAGCGCCAACAGCGUCUGCGCAGCACGCAAGAGAUCCCCAUCUCCACGACGAGCGUCCGCAGAAGCCCAUGUGGGUCACCGUGUGCGCUGCACAAGCAGCAGCAGCAGCAGCAACAACAAGGGGAAGAGGAUGAUGGCAGUCCUUCACAAUUGUGCCAGUCCGCAGCCCGUGGGCCGCCGCCGCUGUCGUCGUCGCGCCCGCGUGGCGAGCGAGCCGCAUCCCCAAACAACCUGAGCGGUCGCGGCAGCCCACCGCUGACGCCGCGAGCGAUGGUGGCGCACCAGCUCAUGCAGCGCCGCCGCACCAGUCGAAGUAGCACUGCCCCGCAUGCUGCAUCGGUAGAGGGUGGUGCGAGAGGGUCAAUCAAGUGUAAAAGAACGGCCGCCGCAGAGGUCUAUGAUGACAUCAGCCCAAUAGCGCAGGCGCCGCAGCAGCCGGAAGGCUCGCAAGGUCGUGCCGCGCCUGUGGAACCACUAGCGAUGCCAGCUGUCCCUGAUCGACACCUCCUGCAGCUGUAUUGCGCAGAUCGGCUGUUGCACGACGCCUACGAUGCGGCAGUGCGUCGACUGUUCCGUGUCUACAGUUAUCUGGCGACCAAGAUCGUUACGACGACGACGACAACGACAAGGAGCGCUGCACCUUCAGCAGCAGGAGUCGGUGGAAGUGCGGAGCCGCGAAUCGCUGCGGUGGGAAGUCGCCGUGGCAGAGCGCCGUCGCCGUGGGCCACGCACCGGCCUCGCCAGGUGGAGCAGUACACCAUGUCCUUUGCGGCCUUCUUUCGAUUCGUCGUGCUCACCGGAUACGCCGACUACCUCGCCGAGGUGGCCGUUGCGGCGGUCACCGCGGCGGCGACGGGCGCGCCAGGCAAAGACAGCGCCGGUGCUCACGCAGAAGCCCGUGCGAGCAGCUCGCCGUCACCGGUGUCGCUGAUGUGUCGACUUAGCCAAGUGCAACAGCGGCGAGGCGGCAGCAGCUGCGGCGCCGGGACACGGCGAUGGAGUAGCGCAUCCGCGUCCCCGCCGACAGCGCCACCCGGGGCGGCAACCGCAGUGACAUCGUCGACCUCGCCUUCCAGGCACCCUACCCCCUCCGACGUGCUAGUGGUGCCGCUGGCCACCACUGACGCCCGCGCCAUUGCGGCGGUGCUGUACGCGUGCGGUGUGCGCCAGAAGGGCUACCAUACAUUGACGCAGAUGGACUUCCAGAGUUUUCGAAGAGCCGCGCUGCUGCUCCACACGUGGACGCGUACGGCGACCUGCGCAGAAGCGGCGAGGAUGAGCGGGACAGCGGACGAUGACGGUGUGCACAGCGGCCGAUGCAGCGCUCACCGCCAGGCUAGCAGGCGGAACGGCACGGAUGCCGCCGCCUUCGCCUACGUGGACACCGUUCCCUCACUAGAUGCCCUCACGUCGGAGGAGGUGGUGGUUGCCUACGCGGCCGUGUACGAGCGGGCUGUCCGCUGCAUCCCGGCCCUGGCGAUGUCGUUUGCAGCAGACGGCACCAGCAGAGAGGAGGAGGCGAACCGCAACGUGGCCGAAGCGCGCGACGAGGCCAGGCAGCGUAGCGCUGUGUCGCGGCAAGGCCGCCCAGCGAGCUCGAUGCGCACAUCAGACAGAGCCCCAUCACUGCUCGUGGCUGUGGGCACUGGCUCGCCAGGCGCGACGUCGUCGCACCCAAGCAGUUCCGAGGCUGCGAUGGGUGGCAGUCAUCACAGUGGCGGCGGUGCUGGUGGCAAAGCGGCAGGCGUAGAUGAGGCCGUCACCCCGCCUGUGUCGCCCAUCGCCACCGCAGGAGCUGCCGAUGACUUGUCCUGUUUCGCCCUAGAUGGUGGUGACGUAGCCAUUCUCUUCCCACCCGGCGGGCUUACACCGCACGAAACCCUCGCCCUCGAUGAGCUUCUGCGCCUCCUGCAGCGCAACGAAUCGACCCUGCGGCAGCUCUUUGAGGCUUACAGCGUGCCAAUCACCGUGCACCGCUCACCGCAGUACGAGGCUCCGUCGUCCGCAGCAGCCGCAACCUCGAGCCCGAGCUCAUUGCUCACGAGUAGUCCUGAACUCUCGCUGGUCCUCGGCGACGGCGGGACGGCAGUGGCACGGCAGCCGCGACACACGUCAGGGAAGCCGUUGGCGUCGGUACAUGUCGACGCAUCACCAGGAGCUGCACGCCAUCCGGUGGUCGCGCACCGCAAUCGCCAGUCUGCGGCCAGAGCUCGCGCCAAGUCGUCUGCAAUGGCCGCUGCGGCAACAGCAGUAGCACCGCUGGACGUUGUGCACGACUCCACCGACCUGUCUGGCGUCUCGGCACGGCAGCAAGACGUAUCAUGGAAGGUGCAGCAGCUCUACACCAUGAGCGCUGUCGAGAACAAGGAAGCCUACGAGCGCACGAGUCGCGUGCUGCGUGUGAUGCCCUUUAAGCUGUUUGUAGAUCUCUGGCGCACACUGGACGUGUUCCCUUCGCUGAUGGGCACGGGGGCGAUGCAGCAGGUGUUUGGCGAUGCGCUCACCACGCCCUUGCUUCGCGGCUUAACGUCGUCACCAGGGAACACAUCGGGCGCGCUGCUUCAAGCGCAAGAGCAGCCACCACGACCGUCCUGCACUCGCUCUGAUGUCCUACCCAGCAGACGCACCGUCGAGCUGUUGUGCGCGCAUGGCGGGCUGCCCUACGCCUGCUUCGUCGAGUCCUUUGUCCGUGUGGCCCUCGUCGUCUUCUCCCAUACGGUGGAUCGGAUUGCCUACCCGACGGCCACGGCGAAGACUGCCGGAUUAAUGCAGUGGUGCAACAAGCAAGUCACUCUAGGCCUAGUGGCGAAGCGAGUGCAGCAGCAACUCCGUGUCCUGGUAGCCGGGGGGCGCGGAUCGAGCAGGAGAGCCUCGAUGGCGCCGUCUGCAGCAGCGGCAGCGGCAUCAGCGUCAUGUGCAACGCGAGCCGUGGGCGUCUUUCCCGACCAGCUGCGGCUCUUCCGCGUACCAACAGCGCCAAAGGCGAGCACCGCACCACCAGGGACAGGUUGA